Salmo salar (Atlantic salmon) is the source of this 8220-nucleotide messenger RNA. The record is from RefSeq and is a predicted model, not a curated record. NCBI's taxonomy places the organism in Eukaryota, Metazoa, Chordata, Actinopteri, Salmoniformes, Salmonidae.
UGACGGGUGUGAUCAUGGAAGAUAUAUAUUGGGACAAUUUUCUCGCAUCAGAUGAAGCUACAUGAGUUUAGAGGAGAGCCACGACGUGUGUCUCCCUCUCUCUCACACCGACCCCCCUCCUCCUCCGCUGGCAAUUUAUAAAGAACAAAAAAUUCGACUAGGGAGGGGGUUGAUACGCCGAAGCUGAAAUCGAGAGGCGAACCCAGGAAAGGAGUAUAUUGUACACGCGACUUCCCCCCCCCUUCGUCCCCCAAAAGGAGGGGGAAAAGUCAGAAUUGUGGAAUCGAAAAGGAAAAUAAGGUUCAAAAGACGUGAAAACGUCUUCCGUUGUGGAUACCGUAUAUAUUUUUAAUUCGAAAAAAUAUGGCCGAGAACGUUCUGGACUCUGGCCCGCCUUCAGCCAAGAGGCCUAAACUAUCCUCUCCGGCACUGUCUGUCUCCGCCAGCGAUGGAAACGACUUCGGCUCGUUGUUUGACCUGGAGCACGACCUCCCGGACGAGCUUAUCAACUCCUCAGAGUUGGGCCUGGUCAAUGGAGGGGACCUCAGCCAACUGCACACCAGCCUGGGAGGUGGGAUGGGCCUGGGCCCUGGGGGAGGGUGUGGCCAGGACGCGGUGGCCAAGCACAAGCAGCUCUCCGAGCUCCUUCGGUCAGGCGCUCCACACGCCUCCACCCAGCAGGGCGCAGUGGGCAGCACAGGCGGGGCCAGCAUGGGCCACCUGGGAAACAUGAAGGUGUCCCCUGGGCCCCAGGGCAUGGGCCAGCAGCAACACCUCUCCCCCCAGCAGCAGGCCAGCAUGAUGCAGCAGCAGGCGGGGAUGGUGGGCAGCAUGAACCGGGGAAUGAUGGGGGCCCAGAAGGGCAAUGGUCAGCAGCAGCAAUCCAUGAUGGGUGGGCAGGUGAUGAACGGAUCCCCCAGGAUGGGCUUCUUGAACCAGGGGAUUGGGGGGAACAAUAACCUGCUGGCUGAGACUCUGCAGCAACAACAGCAGCAGGGGGCUGGUGGACAGGCUGGACUCAGAGUACAGCAACCUGGAGCAAUGAACAAGAUGGGUAUGAUGGGUAACCCGGGCUCCUAUGGAGGCCCCUAUGGAGGGCAGCAGGCAGGCCAGGGCCUGGGGGGAGCAGGGCUGGGCCCUCCGCUCCAGAACAAAGGCUCCAUGCCCAACAGCCUGGCCCAGUUCAGCAUGGACAAGAAGAGCCAGCCCAUGCAGGGCAUGUCUGCCAUGGCCUCCCAGCAGUCCGCUGCAGGUGUGGGCGGUGGAGCCGGAGGCACUGCAGGGAUGGUCCCCAACGCCCAGGGAGGCCUGGGGCCCGCCGUGUCUGUAGCCGCAGCUGCCGCAGCAGCCGGGGCACCCCCUACGGCCGACCCUGAGAAGCGCAAGCUUAUCCAGCAGCAACUAGUGCUCCUGCUACACGCACACAAGUGCCAGCGGCGGGAGCAAGCCAACGGGGAGGUGCGCCAGUGCAACCUGCCACACUGCCGCACCAUGAAGAACGUUCUCAACCACAUGACCCACUGCCAGGCUGGCAAGUCUUGCCAAGUGGCUCACUGUGCUUCAUCCAGACAGAUCAUCUCUCACUGGAAGAACUGUACACGGCACGACUGUCCAGUCUGCCUGCCACUCAAGAACGCUGGGGACAAGAGGAACCAGCAGUCCCUGCUAGGAGGUGCUGGUGUAGGUCUGGGUAGUUCCCUGGGCUCAGUGCCUGGAGGCCAGCCCAGCGCCCCAAACCUCAACCCCCCCAGCCAGAUCGACCCCAGCUCCAUCGAGAGGGCCUACGCCGCCUUGGGCCUCACUUACCAGGGCCUGCAGAGCCAGCCCAACCAGGCUUCUCUGCCCUCACAGGGCCUGCAGAGCCAACCGGGCAUGAGGCCGCUCAAUCCCAUGGGGGGUAACCCAAUGGGAGUGAAUGGAGGUGUGGGUGUUUCACCCCAGAACCAGCAGGCCAGCCUGCUACAGGACACCAUGCUACACCUUAACAUGAACUCCCAGGGUCUGAUGAGUGAUGCGGGCGGGGCGGGUAACAUGGGAUGCAUGCCCACGGCGACCCCUCCCUCGGCAGCGGGCAUGAGGAAGAGCUGGCACGAGGACAUCACCCAGGACCUGAGGAACCACUUGGUGCACAAACUGGUGCAAGCCAUCUUCCCGACCCCAGACCCUGCUGCUCUGAAGGACAGGCGGAUGGAGAACCUAGUGGCGUAUGCUAGGAAGGUGGAGGGGGACAUGUACGAGUCUGCCAACAGCAGGGCGGAGUACUACCACCUGUUGGCUGAGAAGAUCUAUAAGAUCCAGAAGGAGUUGGAGGAGAAGAGGCGGACGCGACUCCAGAAGCAGGAUGGUCCCCUCCCUGACCACUCUCUGGUGCGGCCCGGUGGACCCAACCAGAUGGUUAAUAGGAUGCAGAACCCUGCAGGUAUGAACCAGUUCAACCAGAUGGGGAUGCAGUCUAUGGGUCAGAGGUCGACCCCUCCUCUCCCCCUCACACCCAUCAACCAGAUGGGCAUGGGGAACCCCAGGAUGAGCCAGCCCAACGUGGGCCAGCUCCAGAACCAGUACCUGCCCCAGGGACAGUUCCCAGGCUUAGGUCCAGGCCUCAGCACGGGUCAGCCCGGCAUGGCACAGCCUAGUAUGAACCAGCAAGGCAACCAGGGAGGCAUGGCACAGCCUAGUAUGAACCAGCAAGGCAACCAGGGAGGCAUGGCACAGCCUAGUAUGAACCAGCAAGGCAACCAGGGAGGCAUGGCACAGCCUAGUAUGAACCAGCAAGGCAACCAGGGAGGCAUGGCACAGCCUAGUAUGAACCAGCAAGGCAACCAGGGAGGCAUGGCACAGACUCAGAUACCCAUUCCUUCCCCUCUCCCCGUCAACAGCCCUCUAGCCGGGCCCGGCUCGGUCGGAGGGGGUAGUGGUGUCCCCUCGGUGGGGCCCAUGGGUCCCCAGAGUGUGGGUGGAGGCCCCUUGUCCAACAACCCCCAGCAGCCCAACUCCAUCCCCCACCUCGCGGCCAAGCGCCAGAGUUCGCCCUCCCCUGCCCGCAGUCUCACCCCCACACCCCACCAAACGCCACCCAGGCUAGCUGGCUCACAGACCCCCCAGCCCCACACCCCCAACCCGUCCCAGCUGGCCCCCCCAGGAUCUCAGCAGCAGCUAGGGCCCGGCAGCCAGGGGCCAGGCUCCAACAAGCCCAUGCAGCAGGGGAUGGGGGCGGGGUCCACCACCCCAUCGCACCCUGGUCACCCCUCCACAACCCCCAACCCCCAUGGAGGCCAGCUCCCUCGCACGCCUCGCACUCCGAUGUCCCAGAAGGGUGGUUUCCAAUCCCAGGACGGUCAGGCUCUGACCCCAGCAUCGGUCAGCAGUGUGGACACAGCCUCCCAGCAGGCCUCCCAUUCGGAUGCCUCAGCCUCCGUGGACCCCAAGACGGAGGUCAAGCAGCAGCAGGACGAGGAAGACGACGGGGAGGAAGGCUGCUCCAAGGGGGGGAAGUUAUCCAACGUCAAGAUGGAGAACAAACCCAUCAAAAUGGAGGGGGUGAAGAAAGAGGAGUGUGGGGGCAAAGGUGUUCCCAUGGAAACGUCAUCAUUGGUGGGUGUAAAGAGUGAAGACAGGGUGAAGACUGAAGACCGGAAGCCAGAGGUGAAGAAGGAGCUAAAAGAGGAAGAGAAGGGAUCUGAGUCCCCUGGUACACCGUCUGGUGCCCAGAACAAGAGGAAGAUCUUUAAGCCAGAGGAGCUGCGCCAGGCCCUCAUUCCCACCCUGGAAUCUCUAUACAGACAGGACCCAGAGUCUCUGCCCUUCAGACAGCCUGUGGACCCUCACCUACUGGGCAUACCUGACUACUUUGACAUAGUGAAGACCCCCAUGGACCUGUCCACUAUAAAGCGGAAGCUUGACACGGGUCAGUACCAGGAACCCUGGCAGUAUGUGGACGACAUCUGGGUCAUGUUAAACAAUGCCUGGCUAUACAACCGCAAGACGUCCCGUGUCUACAAGUACUGCUCCAAGCUGGCUGAGGUGUUCGAGGCCGAGAUAGACCCCGUCAUGGUCAGCCUGGGUUACUGCUGCGGCAGGAAGUUGGAGUUUUCUCCCCAGACGUUGUGCUGCUAUGGGAAGCAGCUGUGCACUAUACCCCGGGACGCUGCCUACUUCAGCUACCAGAACAGUUCACCAAAAUUUGGGCUUCUUGCUGACAGGUACCACUUCUGUGAGAAGUGCUUCAACGAAAUCCAGGGGGACAACGUGUCCCUAGGAGACGACCCCUCCCAGCCUCCGACUUCCAUCGGUAAAGAUCAGUUUGAGAAGAAGAAGAAUGACACAUUGGACCCUGAAUUGCUUGUGGAAUGUAUGGACUGUGGACGUAAGAUGCACCAGAUCUGUGUCCUGCACAACGACACUAUCUGGCCGUUAGGUUUUAAUUGUGAUGGCUGCUUAAAGAAGUUGAAUAAGACACGUAGAGAGAACAAGUAUGCCGCCAAAAGGUUGCCCCACACUAAGCUGGGCUGUUAUUUGGAGACGAGGGUGAAUGACUUCCUGAAACGUCAGAGCCACCCUGAGUCGGGUGACGUCACCAUUCGAGUCGUCCACGUCUCUGACAAGGUGGUGGAGGUCAAACCAGGCAUGAAGUCCAGGUUUGUGGACACUGGGGAGAUGUGUGAGUCGUUCCCAUAUAGAACGAAAGCCCUGUUUGCCUUUGAGGACAUCGAUGGCGCUGACGUCUGCUUCUUCGGCAUGCAUGUACAGGAGUACGGCUCGGACUGCCCUCCUCCCAAUCAGAGACGAGUGUACAUCUCGUACCUGGACAGUGUUCACUUCUUCCAGCCUCGUUCUCUGAGGACUGGUGUCUACCAUGAGAUUCUCAUUGGCUACUUGGAGUAUGUCAAGAAGCUGGGGUACACGACGGGUCACAUCUGGGCGUGCCCACCUAGUGAAGGGGACGACUACAUUUUCCACUGUCACCCUAUGGACCAGAAGAUCCCCAAGCCCAAGAGGCUACAGGAGUGGUAUAGGAAGAUGCUGGACAAGGCUGUGGCGGAGCGCAUAGUGCACGACUUCAAGGACAUCUUCAAGCAGGCCACGGAAGACCGUCUGACCAGUGCCAAGGAGUUGCCGUACUUUGAGGGGGACUUCUGGCCCAACGUGCUGGAGGAGAGCAUCAAGGAGCUGGAGCAGGAGGAGGAGGAGAGGAAGAGGGAGGAAAACAGCACUUCCAACGAGAGCGUAGAUGCCACGAAGGGCGACAGCAAAAACGCCAAGAAGAAGAACAACAAGAAGACUUCUAAGAAUAAGAGCAGUAUGAGCCGAGCCAAUAAGAAGAAGCCAGGCUUGCCCAACGUGUCCAAUGACCUCUCUCAGAAACUCUACGCCAGCAUGGAGAAGCACAAAGAGGUAUUCUUUGUGAUCCGUCUGAUAGCAGCGCCCAUGUCCAACACGCUGGGCCCCAUCACGGACCCUGACGGCCUGAUGGCCUGCGACCUGAUGGAUGGGCGCGACGCCUUCCUCACCCUGGCCCGGGACAAACACUUGGAGUUCAGCUCGCUGCGCAGGUCCAAGUGGAGCUCCAUGUGCAUGCUGGUGGAGCUCCACAACCAGAGCCAGGACCGCUUCGUCUACACCUGCAAUGAGUGCAAGGGCCAUGUGGAGACACGCUACCACUGCACUGUCUGCGAGGACUAUGACCUGUGCAUCACCUGCUACAAUACUAAGGGCCACAUCCACAAGAUGGAGAAGCUGGGUCUGGGCCUGGAUGACGAGAGCAACAACGCAGCGUCCUCAUCCAUCGCCAACCCCGGGGACUCGCGGCGCCUCAGCAUCCAGCGCUGCAUCCAGUCUCUGGUCCACGCCUGCCAGUGUCGCAAUGCCAACUGCAGCCUGCCGUCCUGCCAGAAGAUGAAGCGCGUGGUGCAGCACACCAAAGGUUGCAAGCGCAAGACCAACGGCGGCUGCCCCAUCUGCAAGCAGCUCAUCGCUCUCUGCUGCUACCAUGCCAAGCACUGCCAGGAGAACAAGUGUCCCGUACCAUUCUGUCUGAACAUCAAGCACAAGCUGAGGCAGCAGCAGCUCCAGCAUCGGCUCCAGCAGGCCCAGAUGCUGCGGAGGAGGAUGGCCAGCAUGCAGAGGGUGGGUCAGCCACCUCCGGGACCGGGGGGAAACGGUGGACUACCAUCUCCGGGAAACAACGGCACCACCGGGCCCAGCACCCCCAUGUCUGUGGGCACGCAGCCCCCCACGCCUCAGACCCCCACCCAGGGGAACAUGCCCCAGCAGGGGAUGGGCCAGGGCCCCCCAGGGCAGCAGCAGGGCAGCAUGCCCCAGCAGCACCACAUGCAGCACCAGUUCCAGCAGCAGAUGCAGCAGCAGGGGGGAGGGGGAAUGAUGAACUCUCCUCAGCAACAACAGAUGGUCCAACAACAGCUCCAACAGCAGCAACAGGGCCAGUCUCCAAAUGUCCAGCAGAUGCAGCACCCAGGAGGUCUGCCCCCCUACACCCCCAGACCUCCAGGAGCCUCGCCCCUCCACCAGUCCCUGGGUAAACCCGGUCUGGGCCCAGCCACCCCUCCACAGCAGCAGACCAACCCUAGUCAGGGCUCCAUGCCCCAGGGGCAGCAGCAGCAGGGGCCUCCUCAGGCAGCAGUGGAGAUAGCGUUGAAGAUCCAGCGUGUGGCAGAGACCCAGCGUCAGAUGGCCCAGGCCCAGGCCCUCCAGAGGCAGCAGGCGGCCCAGGGUGGAGGCAUGAUCCCUCCUCACCACCAGAACCCCCAGGCCCAGAUGCAGGGCAUGGCCCACCCAGGAGCAGGCAUGGUAGGGCCCCAGGGCCAGGGUCUGGCAGGGAGGACCCUGAUGGAGCAGCAGGGGAUGGUGGUGGGGCCAGGAGGCAUGCAGCAGCAGUCCCAGGUCCCCCCUCAGGUUCAGCUCCAGCAGCAGGCCCGACUUCAGAACCCCAACCAACAGCAGUGGGGAGGCCCUGGUGGGAUGACCCCCCAGCAAAGGCAAGGCAUGAUGGGACAGAUGGGUCACCUGACACUGCAGCAGCAACAGCAGCUUGCCCAGCAACAGCAGCAGCGGCAGCUUGCCCAGCAACAGCAGCAGCAACAACAGCAAGGUCAGCAACAACAACAGGCAGGGCAAGGGGGGUUAAUGGGGUUGAUGGGAGUUCAAGGCGGUGUGGCUGGGGCGGCGGCGGCAAUGGUGGGGACAGGGAACCUCCCCCAGGCAGCUCUACAGGACCUCCUGCGUACCCUCCGCUCUCCCAGCUCCCCCGGCCAGCAGCAACAGGUCCUCAACAUCCUCCGCUCCAACCCCCUCCUCAUGGCUGCCUUCAUCAAGCAGCGAGCCGCCCGAUACCAGGGAGGUCCAGGAGUGCCUGGGGCACCGGGAGGAGGCCCAGGAGGGGGGCCUGGAGUCGUGCGGUUCCAGGGGGCCCCUGGUGGGGUAGGAGUUGGGCCUGGUGGUAACCAGGUUGUUAUGGAUGGUCAGCAGGUCAACGUAAACCCUGGAGCGGCCCAGGCAGGUAUGAACAUGGGCCAGGGAGGAGGAAAUAUACCCACUAUGGCUCAGCUACAGCAGUUGCAACAGCAGCAGCAGCAACUGCAGCAGCAACUGCAGCAACAGCAGCAGCAGCAGCAACAGCACACAGCAGCAACAGCAACAGCAGCAGCAACAGCAGCAGCAGCAGCAACAGCAGCAGCAACAGCAGCAGCAGCAGCAGCAACAGCAGCAGCAGCAGCAGCAGCAGCAGCAGCAGCAGCAGCAACAGCAGCAGCAGCAGCAGCAACAACAACAGCUGCAGCAACAGCAGCGCCCCCUCUUGCCUGGGAGUUUGCAGCAGCAAAUGGCAGCGCAACAACCGCAGCAACAACAAGGUGGUAUGCCAGGCCAAGGCACCCCAAUGUCCAACAUGACUCCCCAGUUCAGAGAGAUUCUGAUGCGAAGGCACCUGCAGCAACAACAGCAGCAACAACAACAGAUGAGUAACAAUGGUCAGUUCCAGCAGCCCCCCCAACAGCAGCAGCAGGGCUUCAUGCAGCAGGGCCAGCCUGGUCAACCUGGCCAGACCCAGUCUGGGGGAGGAGGGCCGCAGCAGGGGGGGGGUCAGGGGCCCCAGCCGAGUCCAGGGCAGGGCCAGCAAGGGCAGGGCUACCCUGGAACCAUGUCCCAGCAGGUAGCCACAGCCCUGCAGCAGAGGCUGCAGCACCAGAUGCAGAUGCAGCAACAGGA